AAACAUGUACAAUUUUGAUUAUAAUAAACACCGACCAAAUAACACGGUUAACAUUGAUAUUUUUAUAAUGUUAUAUAUUUAGACUGUUAGAUAUAGAAAAAUACCAGCGUGGUUAAAAUUAGAAAUUGUUGUAUUUCACGGUCUAAAUAUUUCACAACGCUGGUACCUGGCUACAUUAAAUUUUAAUGAUACAGGGAAACAGUUGUGGGUUAGUAAUCACACGAGAUAGUCGGUUUUUAAUGUCGUGUUUAAACUCUUAGGAUAAAGUGGGACAUUUUUAUGUUGUUUAUUCGUCACAUGGUAAUCAUUAUGUAGAGCAUUUUGAAAGUCAACAAUAAGCAUGAUCAAUACUAGUCAAUAGAAAUAUCAAAAAAUGACUGAUGACGUAGACGGGGCUUUAUUCUCACGUAUCCCCAGUAAACAGUGUGAUCUUGACCAUCCGUCAUUAAAACCAACUGAGCAAGACUUCGUAGACGGUGCUUUAUUCUCACGUAUCCCCAGUAAACAGUGUGAUCUUGACCAUCCGUCAUUAAAACCAACUGAGCAAGACUACAUAGACGGGGCGUUAUUCUCACGUAUCCCCAGUAAACAGUGUGAUAUUGACCUACCUGCAUCGAAAUCUAAUAAGAAAGACAAUGUGGACGGGGGCGUUGUUUUCAAGAAUACCCAGUCAGAAAGAUGCGUCAGGGCGAGAAAAACGACCGAAAGAAGUAAAUAUACGGAGAAAGAUGGCGACAAGGAUACAUUGGAAUGUACAAUUAGACCUGAAAGAUUGAGUGACGAUGACAAUAUUGAAGCUGCAUCAAAACUGUAAUGAUCCAUUGAUCAAUAAAGAUAAUAUAGAUAUGAAGAAGGGAGAGGAGGGUAAUAGUUCAUCAAGUAGUUUAUACCCAAGUGACCAAUCAGAUGGUAUACAAGGUUCUCGUACUCAUUUACACGAGCUUGAUGAUGAACCGCAAAUAUUGCGCAAAGCUCUUCAACGUUCUACACGCAGCCACCUUCAAGUGAUAAUUUAAAUAAUGACCCUGUAUCUGAACAGAAUACUUCUCAAGGCAACGAUGUUUCAUUUUAUGUUGAAGGCAAUGAAGAAGAUAUCGCUGGAUCUUCAGAGUUAAACCAUACAGGGCAGGAUGAAAGUUACACAGGUAACAACAAAAGUUCACAAAAGAGCUUAUAGA
This is a messenger RNA of Ruditapes philippinarum (Manila clam), 1178 nucleotides long. RefSeq lists its product as uncharacterized. Lineage: Eukaryota; Metazoa; Mollusca; Bivalvia; Venerida; Veneridae. The transcript has 2 exons. The record is from RefSeq and is a predicted model, not a curated record. Bases 374 to 814 code for a protein of 146 amino acids.